This is a messenger RNA of Ceutorhynchus assimilis (cabbage seed weevil), 474 nucleotides long. The record is from the annotation of a GenBank genome assembly. NCBI's taxonomy places the organism in Eukaryota, Metazoa, Arthropoda, Insecta, Coleoptera, Curculionidae.
AUGAAGGGUCGAAACCUUUACAACAAAAAGCCGGCAGAAAUCCUGCAGCUGAUGAAAACCCAAAAUGUAGGACUAAAAACUGAUGAAUGGCGUGUAUUGAACCAUGUUAAAGGCAACAGUAAUGUCACAUUGGUUAUGUACAUCGACGAAGAGUCCCUGAAGAACCUGGACAAGACCAACAUGAGAGCAUGUAAACGAUGCGUGGGUGCAGCUUUAUCGAUAAGAGGAAAGCUAGAGAAAACUGCUGGAGCUGGCAACGUUAAAUUCGUCAACAAUGCCGGCGCAUUUUUCUUCGAUUCAAUCACGUAUUUGUUGAAUGGCAUUGAAAUGGAACAUGUGAAAGAUCCUGGUAUUACGAGUCUAAUUCGAGGCUAUUUAUGCUAUACUGAAGAAGAUAGUAAUCAUUUACCGGUUGGAAUUAUGUUGCCGGUGGGAAUUAUCCAGCAACUUAUACAUAUGGUGCUUUCUUCAUGA